UCCAGGAAAUCCAAUCCGAAAUCAACAUGCCUGAACCACCCAAAGCACCGAAGAAGGGCUCCAAGAAAGCCGUCUCUAAGGCCACCAAGAGCGGCAAGAAGAGGAGAAGGACCAGGAAGGAGAGCUACGCCAUCUACGUGUACAAUACACCAGCUCCAAGUAAACUGCUGUUUACUCAACAACAACAACGGUCCUUUUCAGGACCACCCACUGCUUCUACUGAGAGCUCUGAUCCUGCUGUUCUAAUCACUCACAUCAGAAACACUUAAUAUUGUAGACUUAUCUCGUAUGAAUGAGAAUAACUUUAUUAGGAAACUAAUGAUUUCCUUAAUGUCUGUAUGUCACUAACAACUAGAUAACUCUACAAAGUUACAGAUCCAUAAUAUCCCAAUGAUUAACAUCCUCACAUAUACUGCAGUGUGUGUGUGUGUAAUGAUACUGAUUGUUAUAAAUAUGUGGCGUUUAUUAGUGUUUGUUCACAUAUUAAACUUGUAUUGUAAUGUAUCUUAUUAAACCAACCUUCCAGUACAUAAUAUACAAACAUACACCACUAUCACAUUUGUGUAUUAGACAUCUUAUAUUAAUGUUUUGUAUGUUAGUAACUGCAUC
Morone saxatilis (striped sea-bass) is the source of this 609-nucleotide messenger RNA. RefSeq names its product histone H2B 1/2. The record is from RefSeq and is a predicted model, not a curated record. Gene Ontology annotation, molecular function: structural constituent of chromatin; DNA binding; protein heterodimerization activity. Gene Ontology annotation, cellular component: nucleosome. Lineage: Eukaryota; Metazoa; Chordata; Actinopteri; Moronidae.